Molecule: messenger RNA, 774 nt
Organism: Closterium sp. NIES-65
Lineage: Eukaryota; Viridiplantae; Streptophyta; Zygnematophyceae; Desmidiales; Closteriaceae
Source: the annotation of a GenBank genome assembly
AUGAUCAACUGGACACCCGGCCCCUUCGUGCCCUUGGAACCUGCGCGGAAACUCGCGCUGGUGGAGGAUAGCGAGGGGAGGACGGUCCCGGAGCGCGCGCGCGACGGGGAGGUGGUGUGGCUGUGGCUGCGGAAUAAGUUUGUCAAGAUCGAGCCGUUUUUUAGGGAGCUGGAAGGGGCAGUGAACGUGCGCAUGACGAGCAACCGCGGCGUGCUGACGUGGCUGCAGAUGAAGGGGGAGGGGGAGUGGGCUGAGCGGUUCAAGGCGAUGGGCAUGCGCCUACCCUACGCACUCGGGUGCUCGCUGCGGUUCCUCAUGCGGCCCAAGCCAGAGGUGCAAGCGCUUUUCCAGAGCAUUGAGCAGCGCCUGCGCAGAAGGCCGUGGGUCGCAAGAGGAGGGCUGAGGAGGCCCAGGGUGGCGACAGUGGGGAUUCACAUCCGGGUGAACGACUCUGUGGUGUGGGCGGGUGACAGGGGCAAGCCCAAGGAGCUCACUGCGGAUCAGGUUGACGUGCUGCUUGCUCACGCCAGGAAGUGGAUUCUGUGCGCCCGGCGGGUGGAGGAGUUCUGGUUUCCAUCGUCCGUUUUGGUGCGCUGGAUGCUCGUCACCAACUCAGCGCAGCUCAAGGCGGCCAUCAAAUCCAGGUUUCCCUCCAAGGGUGGAGGGGGUGGAGGGGGUGGUGGGGGUGGAGGGGGGGAGAGGGGGUGGGGAGGAGAGGGUGUGUGUGUGUGUGGGUGUGGUGGACUGGAGGAAAGGGGAGGGGGGGAGAGCUAG